Messenger RNA from Osmia lignaria (orchard mason bee), 5044 nucleotides. RefSeq names its product ubiquitin-associated protein-like lingerer (gene lig). Gene Ontology annotation, cellular component: nucleus; cytoplasm. The record is from RefSeq and is a predicted model, not a curated record. Gene Ontology annotation, molecular function: protein binding. Lineage: Eukaryota; Metazoa; Arthropoda; Insecta; Hymenoptera; Megachilidae.
CACUAACCAGGUACGAACAAAUUCGUUGUUUUUUUCGUGGUUUUUCGCGCGCCACGGCCGAAAAAGCCGAGGCGUCGUGAAUUUCACUUGUUUCUGACUCUGGACGUGUUCUUCGAGUUCGCUAACAACGCUUAUAAUAACUACUGUAAAUAGAGAGUGUAUAUAGUGUGAUAGGUGAGUGAUAUAGGUGUGUGGGGUUUUAGUUGGCAAUGAGUUCAAGCAACAAAUCGGUGUCCUCCGGUGCGAGAGGCACCAAUAAGAAUAAAUCACAACAACAUGGGAAGUCAGAUCAUCAAACUAAAUCAUCGGAUUCGUCAAAACAUGAGAAAGCACAGCCAAACACUGUUCAGAUGCGGCAUGCACAAAUUAUCGACACUAGAAUGGGCAGUGGAGAAGAUCCUGUUUUGAAAGAACGUAUCAAGCAGGUCAUGGACAUGACUAGACGGUCAGAAGAUGAAGUGGUUAUGGCUUUACACGACAGUGAUGGGGAUUUGGAUCGUGCUGUUAAUGAUCUUUUGGAAGGAGUAAAAACAGAAUGGGAAGUAAAAAAAAAGAAGCCUCGUCAACCGAGCGGUUCUAAACAAAACAUGGAUACUUCUGGUGGUCAGGAUGAGAGCGGUGAUUGGGAUGAAAGACGUAAUCAACGAGGAGGUGGUCCGCCGCGUAUGCGAGGCCGUGCUAAUCAUGAUAAUCGUGGAUGGCGUGGUCGAGAAAACAAAGAAAAUGAAAGAAACAUGGAAGAUGGGGUUCGCGAUGGCAGCUACGGUGGCAACAGGAGAGGGAGAGGUGGUCCAGGAAGACCUGGACGAGGAGGACGAGGAGGAAGCAGAGGACUUGGACCACGGACGUUUGCUAAUCGUAAUGAUCCAUCAUCUACUUCGUCUGCUCAUAGUUUUAAUCGACCAAUUGAUACAUGGACAGGUAACGAAGAACAACAACAAGGUGUUCAAGAACCAAAGAUGGAUGCAUGGAAUAAUUUGGAUUCUACAGAAGACUGGGAUAACGAGGAGUAUACAGGUUCAUUGGCCGAUACGAAAGUUUUUACACCAAGUACAUCGGUAGCGGAACCUCCACCUCCCAUAGAAGAGCCGAAAACCCAGGAUCUACAAACAGUGCAAUCAAAUCAAAAUGUAAAUUUAUCAUUAUUACAACAAGAAGAAUUGCCAAAAUUGUCGGAAAUACCACCAAUACAACAACAAACUUUAAUUCAACAAACACAGCAGCAACAGUCUGUGUUAAGCUUACCAACGAUGCAACUGUCACAGCAACCAAACGCUAUAAGCGGUGGAGUGUUAACAGCCGCACAGACUCAGUAUUUAACACAACUUACUCAACAAACAAGUGAAAGCUUAAAAGCUGCUGGUCAAACAACAUUUUCUUCAUCAAUUACCAAUCAGCCUCAAAGACCGACAAAACAACGCCCACGAGUACCACCGCCAUCAAAAAUCCCAUCCACUGCUGUAGAAAUGCCAGGAGAUGCAGUUAAUAGCGGUAUUGGAUUUCUCGAUGUCCAAUUUGGUGCACUUGAGUUUGGUAGCGAUUCGAGCUCUCUUGAUGGUUCAGCAAAUGAAAAAUACAAUUCAGCAAGUAGUACAAUUCCUGGUGUGGACGUAACUUCUACUACAAAUGCUGUAAACACUGCCAAUACGAAUAAUUCUCUGGACAUUGAAACCACACAAUCAUCGACAACAUCUUUCAAUACCACUUCUCAAAUGUUAUCAAACAGCGAGAACCUACCUGUAUCAAGUGAACAUUCGAUAAACGCUCAAACUUUUACUGGUCGCGGUAAUAGUACCGGACAAAGUUUAGACAUAACUAAACAAGAUUUCACCUCGCAAGUCUCGCCAGGAAACGCAGCAACCUAUGGUACAACAACAACUUAUCAAUCCCAGAAAUCAUCGUUUCAAGCACCUACCGCGACGCCAAGCACUUACAAUGCAUACUCCACAAAUGCUCAGUCUGCUCAGUCAUCGUUUCAAACUGCAUCGGGCACCAGCGCCAAUAGUUACUCUGCAACGGCGACUGUUACACAAGCAAGUUACAACAGUUCGACGUCGUUUCCUCAAUCCAAUACGUCGAACUUUAGCCAAGCUUCCCCGUCUGCGUCUGCAACUUCUGGUUAUAAUCAACCAACAACUACGAAUCAAGUAUAUCAAUCUGCUACUGGAUACGUACCUGCUACAACAUCACAGUAUCAAGCUCAAUCUGUAGCUACGAAUACUGUAUCGAAUAGCAGCACAGGAUAUCAAACAAGUGGCUAUCAGGGAUCGUCAUCGUUUCAAUCGACGCCUCAAGCUUACCAACAAUCCGGCACAACGUUUACUUCACCUAUUACACAAACUUCUGCAGCGUACCAAAGUGCAGCACAAUCCGUGUAUGGAACGUAUGGUACGUAUGCCAGUCAACCACAGACAGCGUCUCACAAUCAUAAAUUGAACAAUGCUACGACAAAAGAUUCUCAGUACGACAGUAAUACGACAACGUCGAAUAGCUCCCUCGCGACGACUACUGCUCCUACAUUAGGUCUUAGUUCUACCUCCGUAAAUAGUUCACAAACUAAAGUAACUAAUUCUAACGCGGUACCUAAAAGUACAUCGAGUGGUGUGGUAACGGGUAGUAGUGGAACUGGAAAUAUGACGGGUGGUGGUGCAGCGGGCAGCAUGACACCGAUGUUAAGUCAUCAGUACAUUAUGGGUCAAGGUGUACCUUACGCAUUUCAACAACCAAUGUACAGUUACGAAGAAUUGCAGCUUAUGCAACAAAGAAUACCGCACAUGCCAACUACUGGUUACUAUGACGCGGCUUUGGGCUAUCAGACAACCGGCCCUGCUACCAGUCUUGGUGGAGGACGAGGAGAUGCACUUUCCGGUGUGCAAGGUGUUCAAGGAGUACAAGGUGUACAAGGAGCCUAUACCAGUAUUAGUGACGCCAGGUUCGCCAGAAACGACAGCAAUGCAUCACCGGUUCCAUCUACGAUGUCCCAACAGACUGCUACCCAGCAUCAGCAACCAAUGAUGAAUCCUACGCUUCCUCCAACGUAUGCAUAUUUUGCAUAUGGCGGUGGAAUAAUGCCAGGUGGCUUUCAGUAUGGAACCCCUGCCAUUUAUCCUCAGAUAGCUACUGCUGGUAAUGCGGGUACAAACAGUGGUGCAUAUAGUGCUAAGCCAGGGGGUUAUGGAUCUGGAUACGGUGCUAAUGCAAGCUACGAUGCUUUAGCAUCUGCUGGUCCCUCAGCUGAAUACAAAGGUGCAGGGAACAAUUAUACCAGUACUCAAACUGGUAAAACAGGAACAUCUACUGGAAAUACUAAUACUGGUGGAUCGUCUGCGACCGAUAUAAGUGCCACUAUGUAUGCAAAGAGUCAUGUAGCGCUUAGUAAAGUUAACUCUUAUGACAAACAGACUUUUCAUUCGGCAACCCCUCCACCAUUUGGUCUUACUGGUAGUCAAAACGCCGGUUUACCUGGUGGAUACGGCACACCGCAUUUGUUUAUCCCGACUAUGCCCCAUCAACUGCAUCAGCCACUUCAUCAAGAUGGUGGAAGUAGUACAGGUCAAAGGUCUAAUACAAGUUCCCAAAAUAAAGCCCAAGCAAAACCUGGAUAUAGUCCUAGUUAUUGGACUGGAAACAAUUAAAAACUCUGGAUUAGAGAAAGAAAAGAAAAGAAGCACCAUUUUAGACAAACUACAACUUCGCCAUUGUGAUACACGGUGGUGUGAGAUAUGGACAUAGACAUAAAUGACAUAAGGAACACGAGACAAUUUUUUUUCCUCUUUUUUUUUUUUUGUGAAACUAAAUGAUCCUAGUAUGACACGAGUCAAUGUAAAAUGUAUGAUGAAUUUUUAAACGUGGAAGGAUUAAGCAAUUUUUACUGGUUUUGUGUUUAAACGGGGUAAAAAUAUUUCUUUUCGCAUAAAUCUUAAUGACGCGGUUAGUCAGAGAAGCAUUAUACUCUUUUUACUUAGUGGUAUUGAUUUUUUUUAUUCUCAUAAUAUUUCAAAAUAUGUUGUUGGAUUAUAAAAAGAUCCUUUAACACGUUAUCUUAUUUACAAUUCUUUAAAUUCAUUAGAAAGUUUUUUGGUGUGUAUAAUGCGGUAUGUAUGUUUAUGUAUAAAUAUAUUUUUCUUAACGCGAAAGAACAGUCAAAUGCAGCGCAACAAGAGUAAAAAAAUAAUAAUAAAAAAAAAAAUUGCAUAGUUCUUCCAAAUGUGAGGCGCACUCGUGCCAAAUGAAUUUAUAGAAUUUGUAACGUAUAAAAUCGUGAAACGUAUAAUUAAUACGUAUCUGUCAAGAUGAUGAAGAUGAACAAAAUUUAUUGUGGUACGUUGAAACGCUACCAAAAUCAAGGUUUUGUGAGUAGCAUCAUUCUCGUGUGAAAUACUGGAAAGAUGAUCUAGAAAAGUAAUUGACUGUUAAAUUUACUCCCGAUCUCCUAUCUGUAUACUACUGUGCAAUUGCGAAUAUACUGCAUCGACUGUAAAGGGUGAUAGUUUUUUUGUAUGAUGUAGGCAUCUCAGCUCACUAACAUCUAAAGUGCUUCUUUACAUGAAAAUAAAGCACCCCAUUCGUGAUGAAACGUAAAACUAUAAUACUACUGUAAAUUACAAUUAUUGUAUGUAUUUAACCAUGAAACAUCAGAUAUAUAAAGUUAUAAUCGUCAUAAUGUUGUCACUUUUGGUAUUUAAAAAAAAAAAAACGAAUGUAUAAUCGCACUAGUUUUGCAUUCUUGCGCGCACCCACAUAUACAUAUAUAUUUGAUUUGGUCACUUUGCAUUUCUUCUUCUAGUUACCAGAAUUUAUCAACAAUUAUAUUUUAUUAACAAAAAAAAGCUAUUAAACCAAAAAAUGAAAGCUAUCGUCAUAUACCAUAUUUUCAAAGAAUGUUGGAUUCAAAAUGAGAACGGUACUUAUUUAAUAUAUCUUAUGUUUAUGAGAACAGCGUUGCAGAUUAAACCAGUGCCACAAAUACUAAGAAAAAUCAAGCAGAAUUGAAUAAUAAUUUUCUUGUGGUGCCUUGAAUAAAAUUCAAAUAAUAGAGUUCAAA